Acanthosepion pharaonis is the source of this 867-nucleotide messenger RNA. The record is from the annotation of a GenBank genome assembly. Lineage: Eukaryota; Metazoa; Mollusca; Cephalopoda; Sepiida; Sepiidae.
AUGGUUGACACUGAGUCUCGUUCCCUCUAUUUCUCUCUCUCUCUCUCUCUUUCUAUCUCUGAUUCUCUCUCUCUUUCUCUCUCUGAUUCUCUUUCUCUCUCUUGCUCCAAUUCUCUGUCUCUCUCUUGCUCUCAUUUUCUCUCUCUCUCUAGCCUUGAAAUUCAUUUUUGUCAUAUCUUUCUCUCUCUCUAUUCUUUUCACUUGAAUUUUGGAUCAUUCUCUCUCCCCCACACUCUCUCUCUCUCUAUUUUUUUUCUUUUCCCUUUACUGUCACUUCAAUUUUAUUCUCUUUCUGAAUUUUUUAUUGUAAUCUUCUCGCCAUCCUCCAACUCAUUCUCGGGCUCUCAAUGUUUCCAUUUUCCUCUCUCUUGCACUCUCUCUCUCUCUCUCUUGCACUCUCUCUCUCUCUCUCUCUCUUGCUCUCUCUCUCUCUUGCACUCUCUCUCUCUUGCACUCUCUCUCUCUUGCACUCUCUCUCUCUUGCACUCUCUCUCUUGCACUCUCUCUCUCUUUUGCACUCUCUCUCUCUCGCACUCUCACUCUCUCGCACUCUCACUCUCUCGCACUCUCACUCUCUCGCACUCUCACUCUCUCUCUCUUGCUUGCUCUCUCUCUUGCUUGCACUCUCUCUUGCUUGCACUCUCUCUUGCUUCUCUCUCUCUCUCUCUCUUGCACUCUCUCUCUCUCUCUCUCUCUGCACUCUCUCUCUCUCUCUUGCACUCUCUCUCUCUCUCUUGCACUCUCUCUCUCUCUUGCACUCUCUCUCUCUCUCUUGCACUCUCUCUCUUGCACUCUCUCUCUCUCUCUCUCUCUCUCUCUCUCUCUCUCUCUUUGUUUUCUCUACAUUUUGCUUGCUACUAUUUUUAA